CGCCGCUGCAGUAGUCGUUCGCGUACCUACGGACAGACACGUGCACGGCCGGCCGAUCCGACGACAUGGUACUCACGUGCCUCGUAUCGAAUCCAAACCCACGACGACGCUCCGCGGCACAGUCAGCGGUGCAGUAAUACACGAUCUCGCGGACACGGUGUACACGGGUCGAGUACGAUGGCCGCGUACGGCGUCUACGGUAACGGCGGUUGCGGCGGUGACGUUUACGUGCACGGUGACGACACCGAUCUGUACCACCAGGUGGUGGUGCUCUCGAAACCGGACGGCUCGUGCAUACGGAGCCACGCGAACGGAAGUGGCGUCUGCGGCGGCGGUGGCGGUGGUAUCGUCAUCGCGGACACGGCCAACGGACGGUGUGUCGGUGAACAGCAACAACCGCAGCAGCAACCGCAGCAGCAGCAGCAGCAGCAGCAGCAGCAUCAGCAGCAGUACCAUAUGCAGCAGUCGUACGACACGACGCGGAUGUGCGGUGGUGGCGGCGGUGGUGGCGGCGACUUGGCCGGUGCUGUCGGAACCGACCCGUACCGCCGGCACCGACGGUCGUUCUGGUGCCGGACCACGACGCUGGCCACGAUCAGCGCCCUGCUGGCCACCAUGUUCUGCAUCACGUGUGGCGUUUUUCUCUACUACAACUAUAUUUAUAAUUGGUCACCAAAAACUGUUGCUUUUCAAGUGGGCAAGACAGACCCUUGCCGGGUGGUGAAGUGCUCGCACGGACAGCACUGCGUCUUGGACAAAUCGGGCGGAACGCGUUGCGAGUGUCCCGCAGAGAACAAGUGCAGCGAAGACGUAGACGAACCAGUGUGCGGAAGCGAUUGGCGGGACUACCUGAGCGCGUGUCACGUCAGAAAAGCGUCAUGUUUGUCGGGCCGAAGCAUAUCAGUCAAAUACAAAGGACCCUGCGAUCCGUGCGACUACGUCACGUGCGAAUAUCCCGAGAUAUGUCGUCUGGAUUACGAGAGACGCGCCAGUUGCGUGUGUUCGGAAUUCUGUAGCGAUGAUUUCAUUCCGGUCUGCGGCUCCGACGGCAGAACGUACACAAACGAAUGUUUUAUACGGCGACAGGCGUGCAGAAUGGUACCAGACCUAAGGAUCGUAUCGCACGGCCAAUGCGACCAAGGCAUAAACCCGUGUUUGAAUUUCACGUGUUGGGAAGGAUCGCACUGCGUGAUCGACCGUCUGGGCAUCGCCGAAUGCCGCUGCCCGGAACCCAACCUUUGCGAAACGUCGGUGCGGCCGGUUUGCGGAACCGACGGUUAUACCUACGAAUCGAAAUGCGAAUUAGAGCGUAGCAGCUGCAGCAAGAGGUCCAACGUCAAAUUAGCGUACGAUGGACAUUGUGAAGAUGGAAAUCCUUGCCGGGAAUACGUAUGUAACUACGGGGCCUCUUGUAGAGUAAGCGACGGAAAAGCAGUCUGUGAAUGCCCUUUGUGUUCCGAACAUCAUAACCCCGUGUGUGGUACUGACGGCGACACGUACAGUAACGAGUGCAAGUUGAAGUUCCGUGGUUGUCAACAGAAACAAAUAAUUGGAGUGGCUUAUAAGGGAGCUUGCAGCGAUUGUUCGAAAAUGAAUUGUCAGUUUCACUCAGUAUGCGAAAGUGACGGCAUGGAGGCGAAAUGUGUUUGUCCUACGUUCAAAUGCGCAAACGCAAGCGGUAAAGUUUGCGGUUCCGAUGGUAUUACGUACACAGACCUUUGUCAUCUACAAAAUUCUAGCUGUGCAACAAGGAAGAAAAUAUUUGCUGCUUACGCGGGCGAAUGCGGGUCGUGUCACGAUCAGAAAUGCAACUGUCCUAGAACAUGCGUGGACACAAAAUCCAAAGAACCCGUUUGUGGCUCUGAUUUGAUCACUUAUAACAGCGAAUGCGAACUUCUUCAACAGUCAUGUGUAAAAAAUGGCACACAAAACUUAACGAUCCUAUUUUACGGCGAUUGUAAAGAAUCCUCGUCCAUCGGUAAAAUAUUGAAACCUCAUGAAUCGGUCGAUAACAGCGUCUACAGCAACAACGACGUAUGCAAAGAUAUCAAAUGCGACUUUGACGCUACUUGCGAAGUCGGUCCUGAUGGGUUUCCUAGGUGUUCUUGUAUAUUCAACUGUUCUACUGACACUUCACCUGUUUGCGGUUCGGACUUCCGAACUUAUAAUUCGUUAUGUCAGAUGAAAUUAGAAGGAUGUCAAAGACAACAAGAACUUCGGCUGAGACCCAUGGAACUGUGUCAAGGCAUGGAAGUGAAACCUUGCAAUGGUAAGAAACCUUUGAAGGAUCAUCUCAACGGGAGAGAAUUAGACUGUGGCCACGGCCCUGAUAGGCAAGAUUGUCCACCCAGCAGCUAUUGCCAUCAAACCUCUAGGUUUGCAAAAUGUUGCAACAAAUCCGAUCGUGAAUCGACAAUCAUUUUGGACAGUUGUCAAAAUUACUCUCAUGGAUGUUGUCCUGAUAAAAAGACACCGGCAAAGGGACCGGAAAACCUAGGUUGCCCUUCAUUAUGUAACUGCAACAAAUUAGGGUCGAUGUCAGAAGAAUGUAUUGACAGUAAAUGCAUAUGUAAAUCUGGAGUUGGAGGAGAAAAAUGUGACCGGUGUGAACCCGGAUAUUGGGGAUUACCGAAAAUUUCAUUGAAUCACCACGGGUGCAUUCCUUGUGGGUGUUCUCUACUCGGUUCAGUACGAGACGACUGCGAACAAAUGACCGGUCGGUGCGUAUGUAAACCGGGAGCUAUAGGACCUAAGUGUAAUAAAUGUGAAGAUAGUUCUAAAGUCUUAAGUCCUGCUGGAUGUGUUUCAGCUGAUGAAGCUAUGCAAAAUUUAACAUCUUGUAGUCAACUAAUAUGUUAUUAUGGCGGUGUGUGCGAAAUGAACAAUGACAAACCAUCAUGUGUAUGCCGGGCAACAUGUGCUGAGGACGCAACACGUACAACUUUAGUAUGUGGGAGUGAUGGACAAACAUAUAGUUCUGAAUGCCAAUUAAAAUUGUAUGCGUGUCGCUAUCAAAAGGACAUUGUUGUAAAAUCACAUACCUCUUGUAAAGAUGAAAACCUUAUACCUGGCACGGAAGGACCGAAAUUUACUGAACCUCAAGACAUCGUCAUUUCGAAAUCGACACGACAUCUACUGUUUUCCGAGCUGCCCAAUUUUUCUUAUAACACAUCCGGUAUCUAUGAUAUUGACAUUAUACCCGAAGUCCAAGACUUGACGGGAAGAACUACGUCAGAAUCUACCGAUAGAGAUAUAUCCAUAUGCAAUCCAAACCCAUGUCAAAAUGGCGGUGAAUGCGAAGAGCUGAAUUCUAGUGGAUUCCAGUGCCAUUGCACUGUCUCGUACAGCGGUACCAUUUGUUCCAAUUUGGAAGAAAUUAAAGAACACAAAUCCGCUGCUUUCAACGGGCAUUCGUACGUACAGUUGAAAAAAUUAAAAGCAUAUCACAGGUUUAGUUUAGAAAUGGAGUUUAAAAGUUUCUCGGAUGACGGUAUUUUACUGUACGACCAGCAGCAAUCCGACGGAUCUGGAGAUUUUAUAUCAAUAGCAAUAAUCAACAAGUUUGUCGAAUUCAAAUACAAUCUGGGCAACGGAGCCGUGGUUCUAACGUCCGUGCAUCCUAUCGUGAUCGGAGUACAGCACAAGAUCGUGGCCAAACGGUAUCAAAAAGAUGGGCUGUUGCAAUUCGAAAACUAUGAGCCAGUGCGCUCAGUUUCCAUGGGUUCGUUGAGGUCAUUGGACCUCAACGACAACGCUUACGUCGGAUACGUUCCAAUAGUCCACAAAAAAAUAUUCGAGAACAUCGGCGUGAAAUCGGGAUUGAUCGGGUGCAUAUACAGUAUGAAAAUCGGACGCUACGCUGUUAACCUUUUGGGAUUCGAAGACAACGAUUUGGUGACGAAAUCCGAAGGCGUAACGGAGUGUCAGAAAAGUUGUACAAACGGCACGUGUAGCUGUACUGGCGACACGUGUUACGAUGACAUGGCUUGUUCUUCCGAGCCUUGCAGCUUUGGGUCUACUUGCGAAUCGUUACCGGGCGGUAGAUACGCUUGUUUCUGUCUUCCCGGGCUCACCGGUCCGAACUGUGAUAAAUUCGAGUAUGGUUUGACCAAAUAUUUCUCGCCGGAAUUCAACGGAAAAAACUCGUUUCUCAGCAUACCGCUAUCCGAGGAUUUGCGCAGAAGUACACGGUUGGAAAUAUGGUUUGGCACAACUUCCGACACGGGCCUGCUGUUGUAUUGUGGUCAAUCGUACACCGGACAAGGAGAUUUUAUUUCCGUUUACCUGUCGGACGGCUACGUUAGACUGACGUUUGAUUUGGGCAACGGUAAAACGAACAUCAGCACCGACAAAAAAAUCGUUUUUCUGCCCGAAUGGAAUUUGUUGAAAAUCAAGAGAUUCGACAAUCAAGCUUCUGUUCAGCUGAAUAAUGGAAACAUCAACACCAUCAGCUCUAGUUCUCCGCUCGUGGAGUUAAACCUGGAGCUCCCAUUGUACAUUGGUGGCGUACCCCACACCUUGACAGUGAACAAAGAAUCGAUGGCCAACAAACCGUUUUCCGGCAUCGUUCAGAGAGUAAUACUCAACGAGAAAGCGUGUAACCUAUCUGCAGGCUUCAACCAAGAGGUGACUCAUUACCGAGGAGCUCCUUGCGGUUACGCAAUGUGCCUGAACGGUGGUACGUGUUUUCCCGUUCUCUCGAGGUUUCUGUGCCAUUGCGGUCCACAACACUUUGGGCCAUUGUGCGAACACACUCAUAAAUUGUAAUAAUAGCUGGAGAAAAGCAAUUUUACCCGACGAGCUCAAAAUUCGAUUCUUGGUAAUUAAGAAUAUUGUAUAUAAAGAGAAAAGACUAUUCGUUGCAGUUCACCACGAUCUUCUUCGAUUCAAGUUUGUAUUUUCUUUAGGAUUUAAUUUAGUACUGUUAUUAAUUUUACCAAAAGUUCCUAGAAGUAUUUUCAUUUACGUUAAUUCCAAAUUUUAAUACAUUAUAUUAUAGCCAAUAUGAACAUUUUAUAAAUGUUUAAUGUUAUAGUUUUAAGACGAUUUUAUGAAUAC
Sipha flava (yellow sugarcane aphid) is the source of this 5058-nucleotide messenger RNA. RefSeq names its product agrin-like. Lineage: Eukaryota; Metazoa; Arthropoda; Insecta; Hemiptera; Aphididae. Bases 178 to 4767 code for a protein of 1529 amino acids. The transcript is spliced from 26 exons. Gene Ontology annotation, molecular function: protein binding. The record is from RefSeq and is a predicted model, not a curated record.